Molecule: messenger RNA, 2070 nt
Organism: Olea europaea var. sylvestris
Lineage: Eukaryota; Viridiplantae; Streptophyta; Magnoliopsida; Lamiales; Oleaceae
Exons: 8
Coding region: 244-1692 (482 amino acids)
Molecular function (GO): zinc ion binding
Source: RefSeq, a predicted model, not a curated record
AUAGAAAUACGAAAUUAAUACCCCCUUACCUUCAGGUCCUCACUACUUCCUCCUUACCUUCCUGCCUCUAUCAAUAAAUGUAAACUGUAAAGAAUUAACUUCAUUCAUCUGAAUAGACUGAAUUUCAUAAUACUUAAAACAUCAUCUUCACACUUCUCUCUCCUCUCUCUCUGAAAGUAUACUUCUGCGUUUCAUAUUUAGAGUUUGUAUGACAGUAGAGUGUGAUUAACAGUUUGAGUGGUGAUGAUGAUGAAAAGUGAAGACAAGAACAAGUCCAUAACUGAGAUGGAUGAAAGAGAAGUUUCAAUUUCUAUUUCUGAGGAAGAGAAAUCCUCUGGGACGACUGGAGAAACAUCAAACGCUAAACAUUGGAAGAAACCGAACCUUUUCUUGGAGAUACCUAGCAGAACAUUGGAGGUAUCCCAUCAAGAGUUUGUUCAAAUAAAGAUGCCUCCGACUCCCACUCCCACUCCCAAAAGAGUGAAUUUCCUUUUAACUCCUAGCCCUUCUGAUGCAAAAGUAACUGUAAGUGGAUCUCCUCAUCCUUCCUCGUCCAAAGCCAAACCAUCCAUCAAGAAUUUGCUGCCAAGACUAAGCUUCAAGUACCGGAGUUCUAAUUCUGAUGCAGAAAAGACUGCCAACCUUGAUUCAGGUUCAUCAACUACCAGGACGCAAGAGAAUCCUUCCAUAUCAAGGUCAUGGUCACUAACAAAAAUUUUUACGCCUCGCAUGAAAAGGACAACAUCCUUACCUGUGACCCCGAUUGCACAUUCAAAUCCAGAAUCUGUCCGUGAUGGAAUUAUAAACAGUUCUGUAGCCCUUGACACAAAAGUUGCUCAGCGGCAGAUCUCCAGGUCACUUUCUGUCCCAGACCUCAACAAAGGCAAAGGCAUUCGAAAACUUGAUUCCUUCUUUCGUGUCAUUCCCUCAACUCCUCGAGUGACGGAUGGCAUUUCAGAAGUGUCAACGGUGACUACACCUGGAGAAUCUGAGAAUAAUGAAGAUGAAGGUGAAGAUAUACCCGAAGAAGAAGCUGUUUGUCGAAUUUGCCUUGUUGAACUAUGUGAAGGUGGAGAGACGCUUAAGAUGGAAUGUAGCUGCAAAGGUGAACUUGCUUUGGCUCAUCAAGAAUGUGCCAUAAAAUGGUUUAGCAUCAAAGGUAACAAGACGUGUGAUGUUUGCAAGCAAGAAGUUCGAAAUCUACCUGUCACACUUCUGCGUAUUCAAAGUACUAUAAACCGCAAUACUGGAGCAACUAGUUUUCGACAUAUGGAAAUCAACGGAUACAGAGUUUGGCAAGAAGUGCCCAUUCUUGUCAUUGUCGGUAUGCUGGCCUACUUCUGCUUUCUUGAGCAGCUCCUGGUUAAUAGAAUGGGUACAGGUGCAAUUGCCAUAUCACUUCCUUUUUCUUGUGUACUCGGUCUUCUCUCAUCUAUGACCUCUUCAACUAUGGUGAAGAGAAGAUUCGUCUGGGUAUAUGCUUCAAUUCAGUUCGCACUCGUGGUUCUCUUUGCUCAUAUCUUUUACUCCUUGGUUCAUGUGCAACCAGUUCUAUCAAUUCUUCUCUCAACAUUUGCGGGUUUUGGUGUAGCAAUGAGUGGAAGUUCUAUUCUCGUUGAGUUCCUGAGAUGGAGAAGGCGACGUGCUGCUACAAAUCAGAAUCAAAUGAGUAACCAAGUCGUGUUAAAUUAGAAAAGGUGGCCUCAAAUGAAUCAAAUUGCUGCGCCAUCCUAUGCAGAUCCUCAGCUUCAUCAAACAGGAGAAGUCAAGAAACGUUAGAGGGCAGAUGAUGAUCAGAACCAGAUCAAAAGAGACUACAAUCUGCAAACUGGAGAGUUAUCGUGUUUAUAAAUACAAAGACGCGGUAGACUUUUCCGUAUGUUUGCAUAUUGUUUGAUCUCUUACUAGGUUGAAAUGAAAAAUAGAGGGAAUAUAAAGGGAAAAAAUCAUGCAGAAGUUUCAAAUUUUCAUGCAUGUUAAAGAAUGGAAAAGAAGAAGAUCGUUAUCUGUAUUUAUUAAUCCUACUAGAGAUCAAUUUUAAUUAUUGAAAGAAGUCAUUUAUCAUAUUAA